Molecule: messenger RNA, 5306 nt
Organism: Syngnathoides biaculeatus (alligator pipefish)
Lineage: Eukaryota; Metazoa; Chordata; Actinopteri; Syngnathiformes; Syngnathidae
Gene: insra
Product: insulin receptor a
Exons: 21
Coding region: 1140-5222 (1360 amino acids)
Biological process (GO): positive regulation of phosphatidylinositol 3-kinase/protein kinase B signal transduction; multicellular organism development; cell surface receptor protein tyrosine kinase signaling pathway
Cellular component (GO): insulin receptor complex; axon; membrane
Molecular function (GO): insulin receptor substrate binding; insulin receptor activity; ATP binding
Source: RefSeq, a predicted model, not a curated record
CGUAAUCCAAUAAACUCCAGUCCGUGUUUCCCCGGGAGCCCAUCUUCUGCCUCCCCUUGGCAGCGUUUGUUUACUGCCUGGGAGAAGAAGGGAAAAAAAACACACACACACACCCUGGGAGACCAUCUCCCUCUGUUUGUGCAAUAAGAAAGGCCAUUUAAAAGCUGCGAUAUAGCACAGAAGCUGUCGGACUUUGCUCCACUUUUUUUUUUUUUUUUUGGCGUGUCUGCCAUUUUAAAACAGCCAGCCAAGCGCCGACGACGAUGAUGAUGGUGGUGGUGAUGAUGAUGAUGAUGUGACGUUCACGUGAAAAGCAAACAAACGCGGAGCUCACUUCGCUGUCGCGUGGAACUGGAGGAAAAUCUCGGAAAUCUCAGCGCCUGAGCUCGCCUCGGAGUUCGGAAUAGAACCCACGCUCUUUGAGGACACUUUUUUGUUUGUUUGUUUGUUUUUUUUGUGGUCAUGUUUUGGCCCACGCUUGGCGCGCAUUCCGGGGACGGUUUGAUUUUUAUUUAUUUUUUCCACGAAACUCACGCGAACGUCACGCCACGCGUGCCAGCAGCCACCUGGACUCACAUCUGUUAAACAGCGCAGAAUUAGAUGAAAUGUCGUAUUUUUUGUUGAAUUAUUUAUCAUUGGUGAGGAGAGAGCAGCACCUUUUUUAGAUGAUAUUGUGAUAUCGAGUGCCCGCGACGCAAACUUUUACGCGCGUGGCCUGGCUGGCUACUUUUGACAGCUAGCUCUUUAGCUCCAGGUUGCUAACGUUAGCCUCCUGUCAACGCCGCAUUUGGGGGUCUCUCAAGCGGGGGUGAGUCGGAGCCGCGAAUCCGCUCGAGGACCGCGGAGUCGCCGGAAGGGGCUCUGUUUAGCUCGUCUUUAGCAUUAGCUUUAGCCGCGGUGUGCGGAGCGAACACGUUGGACUCGUUCCUCCGCCCAUCUUCCGGGAUGUCGUUUAUUCAAUUUUGUUUACUCGCUGGCUCGCGCCGCAAAAGCGAAACAAUUUCCUGAAGAAGAAGAAUUACAACCCGUAACAAACACCUCCUCCUCCUCCAUCGCUCCCCCCCUCCCAACCCUCCACCUCUCCCACCCCCCGCUCGCCACAAGAAGGAUUACUCGGGCAGUUUUGGGCUGAGUGGCGGAUGGUGCUCGAGAGCGAGUCAGUUAUGUGGCUCCGGACUUUGGCUCUUGUUUUGGCCGCAGCCUGCUUCGUCGCCACAACCGCAGAGAUCUGCCCGAGCAAGGACAUCCGCAACAAUGUAACCAACCUCAACUCGCUGGCCAACUGCACAGUCAUCGAAGGCCACCUGAAGAUCAUCCUCAUGUUCGGGACCAAGCCCGAGGAUUUCCGGGGUCUGGCCUUCCCCAAGCUGACGGUGGUGACCGACUACCUCCUGCUGUUCCGCGUGUACGGCAUGGAGAGCCUCAGCGACCUCUUCCCCAACUUGACGGUGAUCCGUGGCAACAACCUGUUCUUCAACUACGCCCUGGUGGUGUUUGAGAUGCUGCAGCUGCGCGAGCUAGGCCUCCACAGCCUGAUGAACAUCACGCGUGGAGCCGUCAGGAUCGAGAAGAACCCGGACCUGUGCUACCUGUCCACGCUGGACUGGUCCAAGAUCCUGGACUCGGUGGAGGACAACUACAUCGUGGCCAACAAGAACGACAGGGAGUGCGGGGACGUGUGCCCCGGGGCGUCGGUGGGGAAGACCACAUGCCAGACCACCACCAUCAACGGACAUUUCAGCGAGCGCUGCUGGACGCAAAAGCACUGCCAGAGAAUGUGUCCUGUCCAUUGCAAACACCGUGCCUGCACCCUGGACCAGCAGUGCUGCCACGAACAGUGCCUCGGCGGUUGCAUGGAACCGCAGUCCGCCGCGCACUGCGUGGCCUGCCGGGGCCUCCGGCACCGGGGCGGCUGCGUGGAGCGCUGCCCUGAUGGCUACUACACCUUCAAGGGCUGGCGGUGCGUCUCCUUUGCCUUCUGCCAAGAGCUCCACGACAGUUGCAAGCGGGAGAAGGAGCGCAGCAAGAGCCCCGAGUGCCACGAGUACGUCAUCCACAACGGCGCGUGCAUCCCCGAAUGUCCCUCCGGCUACACCACCGUCAACUCGUCAGCGCUGAACUGCACGCCGUGCGCCGGGCUGUGCCCCAAGGUGUGCAUGGGUCUGAAAACGGUGGACUCGGUCACGGCGGCGCAGGCGCUGAGGGGCUGCACCAUCCUCAACGGCAGCCUUGUCAUCAACCUGCGUGGAGGAAACAAUAUAGCGGCAGAGCUGGAGGCCAGCCUGGGUCAGCUAGAGGAGAUCACCGGCUACCUGACCGUGCGGCGCUCCUACGCCCUGGUUUCCCUGUCCUUCUUUCGCAAGCUGCGCAUCAUUCGCGGGGAGGAGACGGAAAUUGGCAAUUACUCCUUCUACGCCCUGGACAACCAGAAUCUGCGACAGCUCUGGGACUGGUCCAAGCACAAGCUGAGGAUCCUCCAGGGACGCAUGUUCUUUCACUACAACUCCAAACUGUGCAUGUCCGAGAUCCGCAAGAUGGAGGAGGUCGCCGGCACCCGGGAGCGCAGGAAUGACAUCGCAUCCAAGACCAACGGCGACCAAGCCUCGUGCGAGAAUCACGUGCUGAAGUUCACCCAGAUCCGCACCAUGAGCGAUAAGAUCAUGGUCAAGUGGGAACCCUUCUGGCCUCCAGACUUCAGAGACCUGCUGGGCUUCAUGGUGCUCUAUAAAGAGGCGCCUUUCCAGAACGUGACCGAGUUCGACGGGCAGGACGCGUGCGGCUCCAACAGCUGGGUGAUCGCAGACGUGGAACCCCCGCCCCGUUCCACCGAGGGCGACAGGGUCCACUUUGAGCCGGGCCACCUCAUCCUGCCCCUCAAGCCCUGGACGCAGUACGCCAUCAUGGUAAAGACGCAGCUCUCCGCCUCCGACGAGCACCAGGUCAACGGGGCCAAGAGCGACAUCAUCUACGUGCGCACCAACGCCACCAAACCUUCGGUGCCCCUGGACCCCAUCUCGUCGUCCAACUCGUCCUCCCAGAUCAUACUGAAAUGGAAGCCCCCCAACGACCCCAACGGCAACAUCACACACUACCUGGUCUUCUGUCAGCGGCAGGCCGAGGCCAGCGAGCUCUACAAGUUCGACUACUGUCAGAAGGGGAUGAAGCUGCCCUCGCGGGUCCCCACGCAGGUGGACGGCGAGGAGGAGCAAAAGUGGAACCAGACGGAGGAGCAGGGCCCCGGGACGGGAUGCUGCACCUGCCCCAAGACCGACAAGGAGCUCAAGAAGGAGAAGGAGGAACUGGAGUACCGCAAAACCUUUGAGAACUACCUCCACAAUGAAGUCUUUGAGAUGAAACGCUCAAGACAACGGCGCUCCGCGGUGGGCGUGGCCAACCAUACGCGCCUAAUCCCCACCGCCGCCUCCGGCAGGCCGUUUACCACCGCCAUCCCCGAGGAGGAGGAGACGUUCGAGAGCACCAAGACGGUGGUCACCGUGCUGGCCAAAGAGUCCACGGUCAUCUCCAACCUGCGUCACUUCACCAGCUACCAGAUCGAAAUCCACGCCUGCAACCACCCCAAUGACUCGGCGCGCUGCAGCAUGGCGGCCUACGUCAGCGCCCGCACCAUGCCUGAAGACAAAGCCGACGACAUCACGGGCCCCAUCAAGUACGAGGUGUCCGACAUGACCGCGCACAUCACCUGGCAGGAGCCCGCCGCCCCCAACGGCAUGAUCAUCCUGUACGAAGUUAAUUACAAGCGCAUCGGGGACAGCGAGGAGCUGCACCACUGCGUGUCCAGGAACAUGUACAAAGCCACGCGGGGCUGCAAGCUGCGGGUGAUGCACUCCGGGAACUACACGGUGAGGAUCCGAGCCACCUCCCUGGCAGGGAACGGCUCGUGGACCGAACCCACGUACUUCUAUGUGCAGGACGCCAGAGAUCCUCUCAACAUCGCGAAGAUUGUGAUCGGACCGGUCAUCUGCGUGCUGGUGCUGUUUGUAGCCUUGGUGGGAUUUGCCAUGUUCAAGAAAAACCAAACUCAAGGACCCAGCGGUCCCAUCUACGCCUCGUCCAACCCUGAGUACCUCAGCGCGAAUGACAUGUACGAGGAGGAUGAGUGGGAGGUGGCCCGCGACAAGAUCAAAAUCCUGCGGGAGCUGGGCCAGGGCUCGUUCGGCAUGGUGUACGAGGGCAUCGCCAAGGACAUCAUCAAAGGCGAGGGCGAGACCCGCGUGGCGGUCAAGACGGUCAACGAGUCGGCCAGCCUGCGCGAGAGGAUCGAGUUUCUCAACGAGGCCUCCGUCAUGAAGGCCUUCAGCUGCCACCACGUGGUGCGUCUGCUCGGGGUGGUCUCCAAAGGCCAGCCCACCCUGGUGGUGAUGGAGCUGAUGACCCACGGCGACCUGAAGAGCUACCUGCGCUCCCUCCGCCCUGACGCCGAGAACAACCCGGGGCGUCCGCCUCCCACGCUGAAGGAGAUGAUCCAGAUGGCGGCCGAGAUCGCCGACGGCAUGGCGUACCUCAACGCCAAGAAGUUUGUGCACCGCGACCUCGCCGCCAGGAACUGCAUGGUGGCGCAAGACUUCACCGUCAAAAUAGGAGAUUUUGGCAUGACCCGAGACAUUUACGAAACGGAUUACUACCGUAAAGGAGGGAAGGGCCUUCUGCCCGUCAGGUGGAUGGCACCCGAGUCUCUGAAAGACGGAGUGUUCACCGCACAUUCCGACUGCUGGUCGUUCGGGGUGGUUCUGUGGGAGAUCAGCACGCUCGCCGAGCAGCCCUACCAAGGCCUCUCCAACGAGCAGGUGCUCAAGUUUGUCAUGGACGGAGGAUACUUGGACCGACCGGACAACUGCGCGGACAGACUACACAACCUGAUGCAGAUGUGCUGGCAGUACAACCCCAAGAUGCGGCCGUCCUUCCAGGAGAUCAUCGAGAUGCUGCGGGACGACCUCCACCCGUCCUACCGCCAGCGCUCCUUCUUCUACAGCGACGACAACAAGCCGCCCGAGAGCGCCGACGACCUGGACCUGGACGUGGAGAACAUGGAGAGCAUUCCCCUGGACCCCUCGUCCUACUCGCAGCGGGACCUCCGCUGCUGCCCCCCCGAACUGGACGGGGGCGGGGGAAGUUACGAGGAGCACCACAUCGCCUUCGCCCACAUGAACGGCGGCAAGACCAAUGGACGCAUCCUGGCUCUGCCGCGCCACAGCCCCACCUAACCGGACACCCCCACAUGUUCCGUUCUUUUAUUUUGAUUUUUUUAUAUAUAUAUAUAUAUAUAUAUAUAUAUAUAUAUAUAUAUA